Pseudo-nitzschia multistriata is the source of this 1230-nucleotide messenger RNA. The record is from the annotation of a GenBank genome assembly. NCBI's taxonomy places the organism in Eukaryota, Bacillariophyta, Bacillariophyceae, Bacillariales, Bacillariaceae.
CGAUCGAAAGAGGAAAAGAUCCAACGAUCCGCUGUAGUGCUUUUCAAAAACGGCACUCUUCUUGUUGAACGAUAAUUGAACGAUAAGAGACCGGAGGAGUCAGCAACCAAGAAAUAGGUCGAUAAGGUUCCGCCAGCACGAAACAAGGAGACAAAAUAAGAGCAGAGCAAAGGCAAGCUACCGACCGAGAAAUCAGCCUAUUAUGGGGAUGCAGCGAAAGCAGAGMCGUGCGGAAGCUGCCGGAGACAUGACUCGACGGAUGAUUUGCGGUGGCCUUGCCGGCUGUAUUGCGAAGACCGUCACAAACCCAUUGGAACGCAUAAAAAUGUUGUCCCAAACGGGAGAGCACGGGCUGAAAGAAACAUCGGUCGUAGCGCUGUACCGCAACAUCCUCAAGAACGAGGGGAUUUUGGGUUUGUGGGCGGGAAAUGGAGCGAACCUGCUGCGAAUAUUCCCCAGCAAGGCGAUCGUCUUCUCGACGAACGACAUGUACCAGGGAUUCCUCCGGCGAUUGCUAUCGUCGAGCGAGGGAAACGAUGCAUACAUUCACGAGGAUCCCAAGCAACGGAAGAAAUUGCCCUCCGCACUCUCUUUUUUGGCGGGGGGACUUGCGGGGAUGUCAGCUACAGCGUGUACGUAUCCCUUGGACUUUGCCAGGGGACGCAUCGGCGGAAAACUAGGGUCCCGUGCUAGCGACGGAGUAGUAAAGAAGGAGUAUAGGGGCAUUGUGCACACCGUACUUUUGACGGUGAAAGAAGAAGGCCUUCCGGCCUUGUACAAGGGCGUGACACCAACCUUGAUUGGAGCCCUUCCCUACGAGGGUAUCAAAUUCGGAACCGUGGGUUUGUUGGACUCUCUCGCUCCGGAGUCGUCCUCUUCGGCAUCGCCGGCCGUGCGGAAAAUGGUUUUCGGAGGUUUGGGUGGGGUUGCAGCCGGAAUCAUCACCUAUCCCAACGACACCGUGCGGCGGCUCUUGCAGCUCCAGGGCAGCCGGGGGACCACGGCUCAGUAUUGCGGGUACUGGGAUUGCGUUCGAAAGACAUACCGUGCCGGGGGCCUCAUCCGGUUCUACAAAGGGGCUGCCAUCAACAUAAUACGAAUGGCUCCAAAUUCCGCGGUGCAGUUUGGAUCAUACGAACUUCUCAAGGAAUGGUCGAGUGAUAUAUGAGAACAGCACGAGUCUCUCCAUCUUUCACUAGUUUUGUUAUCCAAUAACUCGCCGUCUUAUCU